Messenger RNA from Microthlaspi erraticum, 164 nucleotides. The record is from the annotation of a GenBank genome assembly. NCBI's taxonomy places the organism in Eukaryota, Viridiplantae, Streptophyta, Magnoliopsida, Brassicales, Brassicaceae.
AUGGUGUCAGUGAACUUGGGUCCGUGUUGGUGGAAGAAUGUUGACCGUCCGAUCUCGCCGCGUGGAUCCUACAACUCACGAAACAAGAAACUCAGAAGAAUGCGAGCGCUUCUGAUACCGCGUCCUAUCGCCGUUAGAUCAUCUAACACGAACAUCAUCGGAAG